AUGUCCUUUCGCAAGCGAAAUAUUGGCCUGUCUGCAGGUGUCGACCGUGCAGCGGUUCCCAAUGCCUCUCAGCCAGCUCCACCCGAAACCAGUCCAGGCAUACGCCCCUCCCCAGACGAUGGACGGCCAACCACCUCUACAGGAGCGCCAUCGCUCGACAAUCUGCUUGCUGGCCAUGCAGGCCUUCCUAUGGGGAAAAUACUAUUGAUCGAGGAAAAUGGGACUACGGAUUUUGCUGGCGCAUUGCUCCGAUACUAUGCAGCAGAGGGAGUUGUUCAAGAGCAAAAGAUUCAUGUGGUCGGAGUUCCUGAGCAGUGGGGUCGAAGUCUGCCAGGCUUGAUCGGUACAGCGGAAUCAUUGGAAGAAAAGAGAUCAGAUAGACGCAAAGAUGAGAAGAUGAAGAUUGCGUGGCGAUACGAACGGCUAGGCGAGUUUGGUGCGGGUGUCGCAGGUUCGCGAGAUGCGCCAACCCCUACUUCAGCUGGUGAGAAGGAUGUCACUGCGAAGCCAGCCUUUUGCCAUGCCUUUGACCUCACAAAGCGUCUUACCCACCCCGCCAUCACCAACAUGUCCUUUAUCCCACUUGUGCCCUCGCGAGAUUCGCCAUUCACCUCAAUUUUGAAGCAGCUUCAGACCACGAUCAGCUCGAGUGCCUCGAAUACCAUCCACCGCAUUGUGAUUCCAUCCUUGCUUAAUCCCACCAUGUACCCGCCAAACGCCUGCCAACCCGAAUAUGUGUUGCAAUUCUUCCACUCAUUGAAGGCAUUGAUGAGCGCAUAUGCCACGCGAGUGACAGCCAUGAUCACCCUCCCUCUUUCAUUGUUCCCACGUUCGUCGGGUCUGGUCCGCUGGAUCGAGCUGCUGAGUGACGGCGUGAUCGAGCUUUGCCCAUUCCCUCAUUCGGCGGACGCGGUAGCUACCUCGGGCGCGGCGACAUCUGUGGAGGAGCCUCCACAAGGCAUGCUGAAAACGCAUAGACUUCCAGUAUUGCAUGAACGUGGUGGUGGGAGCGACCAGAAUGUGGGACAAGACUGGGCAUUUAUUCUUAGCCGUCGGCGGUUCGAGAUCAAGCCGUUCAGCUUGCCGCCCGCCGAAGGUGACACCGAAGCGCAAGAGGCAUCGGCAUCCAGCGGCAUGCCCAAGAAGUCAGACCUUGAGUUCUAA
Molecule: messenger RNA, 1164 nt
Organism: Penicillium cataractarum
Lineage: Eukaryota; Fungi; Ascomycota; Eurotiomycetes; Eurotiales; Aspergillaceae
Product: elongator complex protein 4
Exons: 2
Coding region: 1-1164 (387 amino acids)
Biological process (GO): tRNA wobble uridine modification
Cellular component (GO): transcription elongation factor complex; elongator holoenzyme complex; cytoplasm
Source: RefSeq, a predicted model, not a curated record